GAGAGGAGAGACAGGAACGUUGAGAGGGUGGAAAAGGAAUUAAAGUGCAUUAAAAGUGAUGCCUGCAAUUUUCGUAUAUAAAAGCAAUAGAAACCAGAGUUGUCCCUUCCCAUAACUCUCAGUUCGCCAUCUCCUGAGUCUGCCCUUCCUUUCAGUCCAAAAGCUUGAGUCCGUCUCCGUCACCGUUUAGCAGAAAUGGCCGACCAAAAAUAUGGUUAUCCCUACCCUGCUCAAGGGGGUUAUUCUGCUCAAGGGGGUUAUUCUGCUCAAGGGGGUUAUCCCCCUCAAGGGGGUUAUUAUCCCCCUCAAGGGGGUUAUCCCCCUCAAGGAGGUUAUUACCAAGGCCCUCCAGUAGUGGCACCUCCACAAUAUGCUGCUCCUCCACCCAGGAGAGAACCAGGUUUCCUUGAGGGAUGUCUUGCGGCUUUGUGUUGCUGCUGCCUAAUUGACGAGUGUUGCUGCGAUCCUUCUAUCCUCUGUUUCUUUUAGAAUUAAUAUAUAUCCAUUGGAUAAUUCCACAACCAUAUAUUGUUGUAUAAGUGUAAUGCUUCUUGAUUUCAAAUUUUCUUUAAUUCGGUAAAAUUUAUGUACAAGACUACUAGUUGUUUCUUUUCUGCAAUCUAUGUGUGGUAUCCAUAAUAGUUAUAUAUCUUCUUCAUUCA
Messenger RNA from Pyrus x bretschneideri (Chinese white pear), 662 nucleotides. RefSeq names its product cysteine-rich and transmembrane domain-containing protein WIH2. Gene Ontology annotation, cellular component: plasma membrane. The transcript is spliced from 4 exons. The coding region runs from base 196 to 489 and encodes 97 amino acids. NCBI's taxonomy places the organism in Eukaryota, Viridiplantae, Streptophyta, Magnoliopsida, Rosales, Rosaceae. The record is from RefSeq and is a predicted model, not a curated record.